Molecule: messenger RNA, 822 nt
Organism: Notodromas monacha
Lineage: Eukaryota; Metazoa; Arthropoda; Ostracoda; Podocopida; Cyprididae
Source: the annotation of a GenBank genome assembly
UUUUUUGUUUCUGUUUUCUAGAGAUUUUCACUGUGAACAGGAUUUUGCGCGAGAAUUUUGGCUAUGGAGGAAGAUCGAGAAGUUGCUGGUGAUGAGAGUAAGCCUGAAGCGAAAGCUAUUUAUCUGGAGUUGAUUGCUCAAGACCCUCGUAGUCUUGGGCAAGUACAAGGUUUUGGCCAGCCACCAUCACCCAAUUUCAAACUCUGUGGACUGAAUUCAGUGCAAGAUCAUCAACUGCCGUUGGAGUUCUGGAACGAAUUCCCUCGAAAGUUUCAUGCUACUGACCCCUUUUACCAAAAAUCCCACUAUGGAGUGCUGAAUCGACUGAGAGAUUGGGGGUUUGAGUUGCAAGCGUUCACCCAGAAUUUCCACGAUUUUAGCAAAACUACGAAAAUUGAAACCCGUCACUAUAUCUUAUGCCGAUACCCGAGCACAAGCACUUCUGCGUCCAGUGCUCGUCAAACGGACAUUCAAGACAUUGCAGUUGAAGUUCCUGCAAACAAACAAGAAGAUGCAUCAUCCUCGAACACGUCACGACCUGUUGUGCCGAGCCCAAUAAAGAAUCUACCAGAAGAUCCAUCAUCAGCACAGGAAAAUAUGCUGGCUGAAACGUCAGUGCCAGAGGGGAAUUCCGCUGGGUCAACGGCUAUGUAUCUUCACGUUCAGUUCGUGAACAACCUUGUACCUGUGUUGGAAUGCGAUAUAAUUGGAUUGGACUCUGUGCCAGUUGAUCUUAUGCCCAGUGAAUUCUGGGAGGAAUUCCCUCGACAAUGUCCACUCUAUGCUGGAGAUCCCUUCCAGGUGAGCAAAGUGAACCCUUAG